CUUAAUGACUGGUGCUCCCAGAAGUCUUUACGUUCUUAUAACAGAGCACCGCGGAGGAGCGUUUAACUAGGAAUAUUAUGCCUCCUUCUUUGCCAAUGUUGCUUAUUGGACUAGGGCCGACGUCGAACUUGAGACCUCUGGGUUCUAAGCCAGAACUCUAACCACUUCACUGCUGCAACUUUAAUUCGCUAACCCAGCAUAUCAAAUAGUCACAAACGAAAUUUCUUGUAACAAAGCGAACUUCGUUAUUUGAAAAGUAAAAGAAUUUUAGCUGAGCUUAAAACUUUCUCUUUUUGAAGUCUACUACGGAACAGCUACAAUCACAAAUCCAAAUUAAAACUCUUGGAUCAUUUAAGUUUUUUUGCUUGAAAAAACCAAACCAAAACCUUAUAUUUCAAAUUAAAGUGGUUUGCAUUAAACCACUUUUAUUUUACGUUCAGCAGCAGACGUUUUAUGGUUGAAAACUGGCUGAUAAUCAAUGAAGGAAGCUUUUGAUGUCUUGGAAGGAUCGGCAAAACCCUAUUCUUUCCUUACAGCUCUCCUAUUUCCAACUUUUUUAACAAGCAAUCUUUUUCUUUUUCCAAUGGCAAAAGUCACAAGAGAGCAAGUGUUAUAAAGACAGGCUGCAAAGCGACCAAAAAAACGACGGCUAUUGAUAAAUUGAUUCAGGAAUACAAAAGUUACAAAAGAUUUAAAAUAAAUCAUGGUUUCUCUAAAUCUGUUAAAAGAACAACGAUCAUUGAUGAAAAGGACAAUAAUAUUGGAACUCAAACUUCACCCGAUACCAAAAUCACAAGCGUUUCGGGUUACGUAAAGUCUCGUGUCCAACCUAAACAAACUCGUUUGCGUCCUAAACAAAAAGCAGCACAUGAAACCUAUGAAGAGCGCCACAAAAGUGUUGUCGAUAGUAUAACGUUUGUUGCACCACAACCAAAAAAAAAUUUAAAAUUAAUUAUGUCGAAUCCUCAUCCUGACGAGAAUUUGUUGCUAAAACUUCUUCCGCUUAACGCAAAGAAUUUUCCAGGUCGUGUUUUAACAGAGGAUAGCUCCAACGAAUAUCAUUCAAGUAAUAAAACAGAAUCGUCUCAAACAGACUCAAGAAUAGAAGAAUCAAAAAACGUCAUGAAAAUAAAGACUAAACCCAAAUCCUUAGAUGAAAGCCAUAAGACAUUAUCUAAAAACAAAAAAGUUUAUCCGAAGCCACGUACUAACAACUUAACUUUUUUGAACAUAAGUGAUUCAAAAAAACCUCAUCAAAGAUUUUUUAAAUUUAAUGAAGAAUCAAUUGAAGCAACUAAAGAGAGCGAAAAUAUUAAAGAAGAUAAAGACCAUGAAGCUCAUAAACGUAAAAAUACCGAGUAUUUUGAGGAAGAUAAUUACCUAGAAAAUCAUGAGAGAGAUAAAAACAGCGAGUUUUACGAAAAAGAUACAAAAAAAGACAGUAAAUUUCGUGAAAAAAAUGUUAACUCUGAACUUUACGAGAAAGAUAAAGAAAGAAAAGUGCAUGAAAAAGAUAAAAACAGUGAACUUCGUGAAAAAGAUAUAAAUUCUGAACUUUACGAGAGAGAUAAAGAUAGUGUAUUGCAUGAAAGAGAUAAAAACAUUUUGUAUGAAAAAGAUAAAAACAGUGAAUUUCUUGAAAAAGAUAUAAAGCCUGAAUUUUAUGAGAGAGAUAAAGAUAGCAAAAUGAAUGAAAGAGGUAAAAACAGUGAUAUUCGUGAAAAAGAUAUAAAGCCUGAAUUUUAUGAGAGAGAUAAAGAUAGCAAAAUGAAUGAAAGAGAUAAAAACAGUGAUAUUCGUGAAAAAGAUAUAAAUCCUGAAUUUCACGAGAGAGAUAAAGAUAACAAAUUGCAUGAAGUAGUUAAAAACAGUGAAAACAAAGAGAAAAAUAAAUUCAGUGAAAUUCUUGAAAAGAACCAGGAACAUCACAAAGAAAACAAUGAUUUAACAGCAGAAAGCAAAACGGCUCUAAAAUAUCCCCAAAAUAGACACGCAAAAAAUGCUGAAAAUCGAACAUCACUAAAAAAUCAACUUCAAAUAAAUAAUCUUCAUAAUUUUAAUGGAAUAGCAAAAAACGCAGAAAAAAAUACACAGUUUAAUCAAGAAAAGUUUGAUAUAGAACUUAAGAAACAUGGGAACAGCACUUUUGAGAAAUUAAACAAAAAGCAACAUAAUUUAAAGCAAAAAUUCACAUCAGUGGGUCAAUUCAAAUCAGAUUUAGGAUUAAAAUUAAAGGAGUACAUUGUACAUGACAGCUUUAAAACAGAGGAAGACCAAGUUUUAAAACACCCUGAACGCUCUGAAUACUUUAACCAAAGCACAGUUUUUCACAGUUCUAAAAAUCACCCAAACUUACACACAAAUCUUUCAUCGACGGUAAAAAAUAUUUUUUCUAUUUCGUUAGCAAAUACUUCAGUAAUAAAAGCAGCUAACAAACAGCAUAAAGACAAUAACUUAUACAUAAACUCUAAAAUAGAAUCAAUUAAAAAAUCUCCACGUAAAAAAUGGAAGACUAUAAGAAAACCAUUAGUUCAAAAUAUACACAUAAAAUCGUUUGAAAAAUCUCAAAACAAUUUUCACAAAAAACAUUAUCACAGAAAUAAACGCCCUGUAAUUUUAGUUGCUAAAAUAGCUGACGAUCUCGACCGCAAUACUUUUGUUGAAGAUAUUUUUCGAGCUUUAGGAAUAAGUGAUAUUUUAAAAGUUGAUGUUUCUAGAGACCAAGAUGAAGAAUUGCACUACGGUGAUGACGAACUCUCUGGAGAUUCACAAAGUGUAAAAAUAAACCAUUUUGAAAGUUAUCCGGAAAAUAAUAACAUAAAAACCCGGGAAAACAAUUCUCUUAAAAGUAAGAGUUUACAUUUCCCUAAAACGUCUGUAAAACAGACAAAAUUUUUAUCAUCGCAUGCUUUAAAGUCAGUUCGGUUACACGAUGCGGUCGGACAUAUAGUGAACGAUUAAAACAAACCUAGAAAACGAUUAAAAAUGAACCUAGGUACUUUUUGUAAUUAAGAAACCAACAAAAAUUUUUUAUAACUUAAUUAUUGUCUAUAGUAUGUAUUAUUAUAUUAUUUAUCUUUAAGUCUAUUUUAUACUGAAUAAAAUUAUUUUAACAAUUUUCAAUAAAAUGUAUCCAUGAAAACAAGUACUUAACAAAUUAUUACUAAUCACUUAUGAAAA
This is a messenger RNA of Hydra vulgaris (swiftwater hydra), 3180 nucleotides long. Its product is annotated as splicing regulatory glutamine/lysine-rich protein 1. NCBI's taxonomy places the organism in Eukaryota, Metazoa, Cnidaria, Hydrozoa, Anthoathecata, Hydridae. The record is from RefSeq and is a predicted model, not a curated record.